Protopterus annectens (West African lungfish) is the source of this 1088-nucleotide messenger RNA. RefSeq names its product C3a anaphylatoxin chemotactic receptor-like. The coding region runs from base 33 to 1088 and encodes 351 amino acids. NCBI's taxonomy places the organism in Eukaryota, Metazoa, Chordata, Ceratodontiformes, Protopteridae. Gene Ontology annotation, cellular component: plasma membrane. Gene Ontology annotation, molecular function: G protein-coupled receptor activity; complement receptor activity. Gene Ontology annotation, biological process: complement receptor mediated signaling pathway; phospholipase C-activating G protein-coupled receptor signaling pathway; positive regulation of cytosolic calcium ion concentration. The record is from RefSeq and is a predicted model, not a curated record. The transcript has a single exon.
GAACUGCCUGCUGACGUAGAAUUGUGUACCAGAUGGAACUUGGGAAUUUUUCACUUAAUCUCAUCAAUGGGACAACCAGGCAAUGUGAUGUGACCUCCAGAAAUGGCUCCUUACUGCCAUGCACUGAGUUAUACUUCAGUACCUCAGAUAUAGUAGACCUGACACUGAUAAUUAUCAUCUUUCUGCUUGGAGUGCUGGGAAAUGGAAUGGUCAUCUGGGUACUAGGAUUUCUAAUGAAGCGUACAGAUUUUACUAUCUAUGUUCUGAACCUAGCAGUGGCUGACUUCUUCAAUUCUGCUGUCUUGUGGGCUUCAGUCCCUGUUAUGUUAAUGCACAACCACUGGCCAUUUGGAAGGGUGUUUUGCAAGAUAGAUCAGUUCUUCUCUAAGCUACCGCUCUAUGCUGGUGUGUUUCUUGUGGUUGCAAUCUGUUUGGAACGCUGUUGCUCUGUGGUCUCUCCACUCUGGUACAAGUGCCGUAGAUCCCAACGUCUUUCUGCAGUCAUUUGCUCCCUCAUGUGGCUUCUAGCUUCUCUUAUAAGUCUGCCAUCUUUGAUCUGGAGUGAAACAUACCAAUUUGAGGAUAAGCAAAUAUGCUUUGUACAGGAUCACAACUACGUAAAGGUGAUCACAGCCAGUGAAUGUGUGGUGGGCUUUUUACUGCCACUAAUCCUCAUCACAUCUUCCAGCAUAAUCAUCAUUAUUAAAGUAACUCAGGAAUCCACAGUCCGUAGCACAAAGCUGUACAAAACAGUUCUUGUCACUGUCCUGGCCUUUCUUAUCUGCUGGACACCUUAUCAGGUGUCCGGCUUAAUGCAUAUGAUCGAAUUAUUGACCAGCAAUAACUACAAAACACUGGCAUCAAUCAUUGCCAACUACAGUAGCACUCUGCUUUACCUCAACAGCUGUAUCAACCCCAUAAUCUAUAUCUUCAUGGGAGGAAACCUAAACAAGAAAUUUAAAGAGUCAUUGAUUAUAAUCUUCCAGCGGGCUUUCAAUGAGACACCAAGUUAUGAUCUGGGAAUAAAAGCAAAGGAAGCAGCAAGUCUGUACAAAAUACAGAAAUUUGUGUCUCCUCUGAGAAAUUAA